This is a messenger RNA of Haliotis rubra (blacklip abalone), 2752 nucleotides long. Its product is annotated as beta-1,3-galactosyltransferase 5-like. The coding region runs from base 527 to 1519 and encodes 330 amino acids. The transcript has a single exon. Gene Ontology annotation, cellular component: membrane. Lineage: Eukaryota; Metazoa; Mollusca; Gastropoda; Lepetellida; Haliotidae. The record is from RefSeq and is a predicted model, not a curated record. Gene Ontology annotation, molecular function: hexosyltransferase activity.
UAUUGCAAGAGUUCAACAAAAGUUAACCUAUUGCAAGUGUUCAAUGUAAGUUAACCUAUUGCAAGAGUUCAACAAAAGUUAACCUAUUGCAAGUGUUCAACAAAAGUUAACCUAUUGCAAGAGUUCAACAAAAGUUAACCUAUUGCAAGUGUUCAAUGUAAGUUAACCUAUUGCAAGUGUUCAAUGAAAGUUUUCCUAUUGCAAGUGUUCAACAAAAGUUUACCCAUUGGUAGUGUUCAGCUAAAGUUAAUCCUUUAGUAAUGUUCAGCUUAAGUCCACCCAUGGCAAGUAUUCAACAAAGUUCACCCAUUGCAAGUUUUCAGCUAAAGUUCAUCCAUUGGUUGAGUUCAGCUACAGUUGAUCCCUUGGUAGUGUUCAGCUAAAGUUCAUCCAUGGGUAGUGUUCAACUUACAUUCCCUAUUAGUAGUGUGAAACAAAUGUUCUUCCAUCGAUAGCUACUAUCUCCUCUGUUAAUGUCCACACAAUGAAUCCUUACUAAUAGUGUGAUAGUUGCUCCCUCAUCAGCAUGUUCAAUUGUGCUUUCCUCAAGAUGAUGAACAAACCUAGGCUCCGGACCAAAGCAAUGACACUAUUAGCCAUGUUUUGGUGUCUUGUGUUUAUAUGGGUAAACACAAGCUACAGCGAUGAAGAAGUUCUUAAAUGGAUAACAGUGUCAGACAACAAACUCAAAGAUCCACUGCUCAACCGCCACCAGUUCUCCUACUCACUCAACGCUGAUAUCUGCCAGUCAAGAAAAGCAGACAUCGUUGUCAUUGUUCACACGGCCGUAGAUAAUUCACUUCGCAGGAUGAAAUCACGUGAUACAUGGGCAGGCAUUGUCCAGAUAGGCCAGCAUUCCAUAGUAACUAUCUUCAUGGUUGGGCAAACCAUGAACUCUUCUAUGCAACGACUGUUAGAACAGGAGUCUCAAUCCAACAACGAUAUUGUACAGGGUAAUUUUCUAGAUUCGUACAAAAACUUGACAUAUAAGCACAUCAUGGCAUUAGGCUGGGUUAAUACCCAUUGCCCAGAUGUUAAACUAAUUGUGAAAACAGACGACGAUGUGUUGGUGAACUUAUUCAAUUUAGCCUUGUAUAUUUACAAAUACGGAUUCCAGAACGACUUUCUGUACUGUCUGUCAUACACCUUUGCCUUUCCCAAGAGAAUCUCUGGAGACAAGUGGUACGUGGGAUACAAGGACUAUCCGUUCAUGAUGUACCCCGUGUUCUGCUCAGGUGCAGCAUACCUUGUCUCGCCCAAUGCAGCUAUAAAGUUAUUCCAUGCCUCAAGUGAUAUCCGGUUCUUUUGGAUAGAUGAUUUAUAUGUGACUGGAUUCCUGCCUUUGAAAGUGGGCCUACGACACACACAGAUGAUUCCUGGACAUGAUUUUGUGAACGCAUCAACGCCAACCAAAGACUCCAUGUUUCUGGACGCUCAGCAUGUCUGGUACUCUCAGUGGGACUACAUCAUCAAGUCGGUUCCAAGCACACUCUUUUACAAAGCGGAGUAUCUAUCUUGACACAAUGUUGGAAUCAGUCUUUAGAAGUGAUACACAUGGAGGGUUAAAAUGUAUGGAUGUCAACUUCUGUAAUACAAGGAACACAACGUAUAUUCUUGAAUAUUCCUGAUAAUACAGAAGUUCACAGCCAUAAAUUUUCACCGUUUGUUGGAAUCAGUGUCUUAGAAUUUCUCUUGUUCAGCUUAUUUGCACUGUUAUAUUGUAUAUAAUACAUGAAACUUGGGAUAUUACUUAUAACUAACUGAUUAUACAUAGAAAUGUUCAGAGAUCUUAAAGAUCAAGACCUACUAGUACCAGGACGAACUGUUUUAUGAUUCCUUAAUUAUUGAGAUAUAUAUAUAGAGAUUUAUUUAGAUGUACUUUAAAAACGGAUUUGUAUACUUACUAGCUGAAAGUUUUGACAUAAUACAUCACCUUCCAAAGAUUUCUUGUAACCCUCAUGACAAAGCAUUACAAUGCAUAUUUUCACAUUGAUACAAUUUCAGUGUUUACUCUCCCAAAAGCUUUAUGUCUUUCAAAAUGUUUACAACAGUAUUACAAAUAUCUUUCUUCUGGUAAGAAUGAGUUUUAAGAGUGGUUGUGUAGAUAAAACAUAAAUAGAAGAUGACGUAGCAGACUUCACAGACAACAUAUCAUUAGUUUUCACGUUAUCCAUUUAAACCAAUCAUAUUAUUAUGAUAUUAUCCAACAUACUUGCCAGUAAUGAAUGUUAAUAUACAUAUGUAUUUCUUGCAUGAUGGUUCCCAGUUCAUAUGUAGAAUUUGAGUGAGUGAGUGAGUAUGGUUUUACGCCGUUUUUAGCAAUAGCAUGGGCUUCACACAAUGUGCCCAUGUGGGGAUUCAAACCCCGGGUCUUCGGCGUGACGAGCCAACGCUUUAACCACUAGGCUACCCCACCGCCCCAUGUAGAAUUGAAAAAGCCUGUGUAUGUGAUGUUUAGAUGAUUAGAAUCACCUUCCGAUAUGUUACAUGUAAAAAAAAUCCUAUCCUUGCAAGGGUAAAAAAGAAAUGUAAGAUUUUAUAUAUUGCAUGAGGUGAGGUGAGGUGAGGUAUGGUGAGGUUAAAUGGGAUCUAUGCCUGGGGGCUGCAUUUUAAUUGCCUGUUUCAUUGUACCCCUUACCGGUACUUUAUUUCCUUAAUACCCUCACUGACUUGGUUGACACAUGUCAUCGUAUCCCAAUUGCAUAAAUCGAUGCUCAUGUUAUUGAUCACUGGAUUGUCUGGUCUGGACUCA